This is a messenger RNA of Argiope bruennichi, 4057 nucleotides long. RefSeq names its product extracellular serine/threonine protein CG31145-like. Bases 1353 to 2852 code for a protein of 499 amino acids. Lineage: Eukaryota; Metazoa; Arthropoda; Arachnida; Araneae; Araneidae. Gene Ontology annotation, biological process: protein phosphorylation. The transcript has 9 exons. Gene Ontology annotation, cellular component: Golgi apparatus. The record is from RefSeq and is a predicted model, not a curated record. Gene Ontology annotation, molecular function: protein serine/threonine kinase activity.
AAAACCAUCAGUGAACGAUCACCCAAUCAAUCGACUCCUCUCCUAACACUACGCGACUACGGUUACAGAUAAACUCCCACGUGAUUUGCCGGAAUUGCAGAUAAGUGGUGGAACAUCUUGCAGACGAUUUUCUUCGGUGUGUAAACAUUCCAUUAAUGUGUUGCAUCCCUACCUGGCUGCGGGCGAAAAAUCAAUACGGUUACGAUUAUUUCAAGGUUUCCGAAGAAACGCUGUCAAAUCCAAUUGAGUGAAGAUAGAAGCAGUUUUUCUUCUGAUUUCAGACAUUAUUUCUUUUUUCCUGAAGAUUUCUACACUAGUUCUCAGCCUGCUCCUAAGAGGAUUACAGAACGAAAGCUUCUCGAAGAAAAUGAAACCUUGCAAUUCUCAAGAAACCGUCUCCUUUUCUGGUUGGAUCCAGAGCUAGUUUUGGAUGAUUACUUUUAAAAAAAUGCGCGAACUACUACUACCUUUCCCAUUUUCGUUUCGUUGACAUCUUGUGCUGAAAGAAACGAUACGAUGCUACCUUAGAAGUUCCAAUAUCGAUCUGAUCCCUUUUUUUAUAUUUUUUUUACGAAAGCUUUUAGUGAUUUUUAAUACAAAUUUUAAUACGGUACAGAACGAAUUAUAAUUUUGUCAAGAUAUUAAUUAAAAGAAUACUAUUUUAUUUGUCUUAGCAUAUACGGCAUUUUUUACGUGUGAUGCAAUUUACGUCAUUCUACUUAUUUAACAAAAAAUAAACUUUUUUAUAAAAAAAAAGAAGAAGAAAGACUCUAAUUUCGAAGAACAUUCACAUUUUAUUGUUCCAACCUUUUACUUUUAUUUAGAGAAGAAUUGUUUUCAAAUCGCUCAAUUAGAAAACAAAAUCUGUCUCCAGAUUUAUCCAAGCGAAAAUUCUUUUUGAGCAAUAACUCCACACAUCAUUUUUCGCGUUGCUAUGACAACCAACUUGCGCAGACGAUCGGACAGGAGAAUCUUGCCUUCUCGCUAAAACACCACGUGUUGCUUCUAUAUAGGAGUGAAGAUCAAGACGCGAAACUCUCUUUUUAGCAAACGAUCGCUCAGCAGAUAAGGACGUAGCAGCUACCACACCGGCCAAUUAAUUCAGAACCGAAUUGUUCUGAAGCAGCUGUUAAGCCACAAGAAUUCUCAUAAGUUUCGCAUACAUUCCAAAAUUAAUUUAUCAGUGCAUUUAUUUACUUUUUUAAUAUUCUUAGAACUUUUUAAUUUUUAUUUUGUUCCGAAAUGUUGAAGAGUUGCAAUUAUCGUUUGCUCAAUUCGUUCUGUUCUUUCCCAUUUUUAUGAUUCUUGCUAUUAUUUUAAGGUAUUGAAGUGGAAACACAUUUCGCACCAUAAUGAAAUUAAGUCAAAGAUUAUGUGUCAUUUUCAGUGUUUUAUUGACGGUGUUCCUUGUUAUAUGUUUCGUCGAAAACGAACUGAAAAGCAGUGACUUAACUGAAGGUGAAAACUCAGCCCAUGGCCGGCAACAUUUUAUUUUUCAUAGACGAUUUUUAAAUCGCGACGAGAAUUCGAAAAUAUCUGCUGAAGCACCUAAUCAUCCAAUGAAUGUGAUACCACUUCCUCCAAAGAGUUCGAACAAAAAGAAUGAUACGACGACAACAGUUUCUACAACAAAAGAACCCAGAGAUGAAUUUCUUGAUUUGCGAAAAUAUACCACGUUGAAUCCAAAUUUUAGACAAUACAUGGAAUGGCCGCCGUACUUCAGGUUGCCAAAACAUAAUCCUACUUUGGCCGAUGUACUGAAAGUUAAAAUUAGGUCCAACAUGACGAACUGGGAGAAAUUCCACCUCCAGAUCAGCAAAUAUUACCUUUUCCCUGAAAAUUCCAAGGUAGUGGAUGAUUUGUUGCAUGAUCUGGCAACGCAGAAGAUCAUAGGAGUAGAGCAACUGCCUGGCGGUACUCAGUUGAAAUUGAUUCUCACAAUGGAAGACGGAGCGAAAGCUCUCUUUAAACCGAUGAGAUUUCCCAGAGAAGUGGAAACAUUGCCAAAUCACUUCUACUUCACCGACUUCGAAAGACACGUGAGCGAGAUCGCAUCCUUCCAUCUGGAUAAACUCCUGGGCUUCCGAAGAACACCUCCAUGCGUGGGCAGAAAAGUGAACAUAUCUGAAGAAUUGUAUCCUUUGGUAGAACCGGACCUGCAUAAAACAUUUUUCAUCUCCCCAGCGGGCAAUGUCUGCUUUCACGGUCAGUGCACGUACUACUGCGAUACCUCUCAUGCCAUCUGUGGCGAUCCCCACAUGCUGGAGGGCAGUUUGUCCGUCUGGUUGCCCCCGAGGAAUGUCCUGGAGAGGAAGCCGAUCCGAAGUCCUUGGAGGAGAUCGUACAACAAGCGACGAAAGGCAGCUUGGGAGACGGACAGCUUUUACUGCGUCAACCAGGUCAAGACGGUCGCACCUUACAACCAUGGACGAAGAAUUUACGAUCUCAUGGAUCUUCACAUCAUGGAUUACCUAACAGGAAACAUGGAUCGCCAUCACUAUGACGAAAUUCAAACAUUUGGUAAUGAUAGUGCUCUCAUUCAUUUGGAUAAUGGUAGAGGGUUUUGGCGGCCUAACUUUGAUGAGUUUACCAUUUUGUUACCACUGUUACAAUGUUGUGUCUUCCGCUUAUCCACAUUCAAUCGACUGUUUCAAUUCUACAUUGGCCAGAAAAGGCUUAGCGACCUUAUGCGAGAGAGCAUGGCUAAUGAUCCUCUUGCACCUGUGCUGCCAGAAUCCCAUCUCGAAGCAAUGGAUCGUCGCGUUGUCCAUAUUCUUCAGAGUGUAAGAAGUUGUGAACGAACAAAUGGACCACAAUUAAUAUUUCUAGACGAUCUAAUGGAUAUGCCAUGAUCAUGUAAAAAGUCCUCAAAAAAAUAUGCAAAAUUAUAUAAUAUUAAUGUUUAUAAGAAAAAAUAUAGUUUUUAAAAAAAUGUACAGCUUACUAUAACAUGGCAAUCACCAUAUCAAAAUUAUAAAAUCUUUGAGCAAACUUGAGCCAAUUUAUGAAUUUAACUGAUUUACAAGAAUGAAAUAUUCUUCUAUUAGUAUAUUCCAAGGACAAUUUUUUAAAAAAAUCAUUUCAUUCAACACGUAGUAUCCGAUUUAGCAACGUUUUCAAAUAUCCUAAAUUUUGACGUUAAUCUUUGGCGAGUUUACCUUAUCUUACCACUGUUUUGUAAACAUUCAAUAGAAUGAAUCACUUUUAUGUUGAUCAGAAAGGGCUCAACAGCCCUGGGCAAGAGAACAUGGCUAACUAUUACAUAAUUACACUUCAAUUCUCUGGAUCAGCUGAUGACCAAUAUUGUACAAUUUGUAAAAAGUUUUAAGGAAAUAAAUAAUCGUCAAUUAAUACAUAUCAUGAUGAUCAAAUGAAUGUAAGUCUUCAUUGACCGAAACAUUAUAUGUAAAAUAUUUUUUAAUGUAUCCUAAAAAACAUUUGCCAAAGUGCCAAAAAAAAAAAAUUAAGAUUAUAAUGGGUCUUUCAAGAUAAGAUGCUUUAACUACAAAAUUUUUAAUUUAAAAUCCAAUUCAAAAACACACAAAAAAUCAUAUUUCAAAUUAUAAAUUUAUUAAUCCUAGCAUUCAAAAAAUUAAUUCAAAACAAUUAUUUGAUUCAAAAUGUAUAGUUUUAACACUUUCAAAAUAAGAACACAGUAGGAAAAGAUACCAAUAACACACAAUUAGUUGGAAUUAAAAAUAAAAUAUAUAAGUAUUCUUUAUUUUACUAACAUUUGAAAGUUAAUAUUGUUUACUUAAAAAUCAAAAAAUCAAACAGCAUGAUUUUCUUGCCAUUUCUUUAACUUUAUAAAUCUUGUACAGCUUCUAGUCAAAAUUCAACUAUGAAAAGAUUGUGUUUAAAAUGUUCCUUUUAUGUUAAUUUAAUGAAUGAAUGAGUGAAAAUUGAUUCAAUGUGUUUAGGUAAGGGGUGGUUCAAAUUCUUUCUAGUCUUCAGCAUUAUGCUUUUGUUAUACUCAUUGUUUUUUGAUAAGUAUGAACACUCAAACUAUUUGAAUGUAUUCUUGUAUUGUUAUCUGUGUAAAUUUCUGCAAGAGAAU